Phaethon lepturus (White-tailed tropicbird) is the source of this 270-nucleotide messenger RNA. RefSeq names its product TM2 domain containing 2 (gene TM2D2). The record is from RefSeq and is a predicted model, not a curated record. NCBI's taxonomy places the organism in Eukaryota, Metazoa, Chordata, Aves, Phaethontiformes, Phaethontidae.
UGCGCCGAGCCGCGGAGCUUCCUGCGGGGCAGCAGACCCUGCGUCAAGUACACUGGGCACUAUUUUAUAACCACUCUGCUCUACUCGUUUUUCCUGGGUUGCUUUGGAGUGGAUCGAUUCUGCCUGGGCCAUACCGGGACCGCUGUGGGGAAACUGCUAACCCUCGGAGGACUGGGGAUCUGGUGGUUCGUGGAUCUGAUUCUCCUCAUCACUGGCGGGGUGAUGCCCAGCGCGGAAAAAAAAGGCAGCAACUGGUGCACCGUGUACUGA